ACUUUUGCCCCAAGUACGAGUUUCGUGAGCAUUUUCCCAUAAAAGCACAUGCUCUUCCUACCUUUGUCGCACUUUUCCACCAAGCUGUAUCCCAUUUGUUUUUGCAUGGCUAGUUAGUGCAUGGUCUGUAGAGCAUGCAGCUUGAACCUCGGGUCCAAGAUCCAAAUGGUUUGGGAGCGACGGCGUUUCAACUUUUGCCCCAAGUACGAGUUUCGUAAGCAUUUUCCCAUAAAAGCACAUGCUCUUCCUACCUUUGUCGCACUUUUCCACCAAGCUGUAUGCCAUUUGUUUUUGCAUGGCUAAUAAGUGCAUGGUCUCUAGAGCAUGCAGCUUGAACCUCGGGUCCAAGAUCCAAAUGGUUUGGGAGCGACGGCGUUUCAACUUUUGCCCCAACUGUAUGCCAUUUGUUUUUGCAUGGCUAGUUAGUGCAUGGUCUGUAGAGCAUGCAGCUUGAACCUCGGGUCCAGAUCCAAAUGGUUUGGGAGCGACGGCGUUUCAACUUUUGCCCCAAGUACGAGUUUCGUGAGCAUUUUCCCAUAAAAGCACAUGCUCUUCCUACCUUUGUCGCACUUUUCCACCAAGCUGUAUGCCAUUUGUUUUUGCAUGGCUAAUAAGUGCAUGGUCUCUAGAGCAUGCAGCUUGAACCUCGGGUCCAAGAUCCAAAUGGUUUGGGAGCGACGGCGUUUCAACUUUUGCCCCAAGUACGAGUUUCGUGAGCAUUUUCCCAUAAAAGCACAUGCUCUUCCUACCUUUGUCGCACUUUUCCACCAAGCUGUAUGCCAUUUGUUUUUGCAUGGCUAAUAAGUGCAUGGUCUCUAGAGCAUGCAGCUUGAACCUCGGGUCCAAGAUCCAAAUGGUUUGGGAGCGACGGCGUUUCAACUUUUGCCCCAAGUACGAGUUUCGUGAGCAUUUUCCCAUAAAAGCACAUGCUCUUCCUACCUUUGUCGCACUUUUCCACCAAGCUGUAUGCCAUUUUUUUUUGCAUGGCUAGUUAGUGCAUGGUCUGUAGAGCAUGCAGCUUGAACCUCGGGUACAAGAUCCAAACGGUUUGGGAGCGACGGCGUUUCAACUUUUGCCCCAAGUACGAGUUUCGUGAGCAUUUUCUCAUAAAAGCACAUGCUCUUCCUACCUUUGUCGCACUUUUCCACCAAGCUGUAUGCCAUUUGUUUUUGCAUGGCUAGUUAGUGCAUGGUCUGUAGAGCAUGCAGCUUGAACCUCGGGUCCAAGAUCCAAAUGGUUUGGGAGCGACGGCGUUUCAACUUUUGCCCCAAGUACGAGUUUCGUAAGCAUUUUCCCAUAAAAGCACAUGCUCUUCCUACCUUUGUCGCACUUUUCCACCAAGCUGUAUGCCAUUUGUUUUUGCAUGGCUAAUAAGUGCAUGGUCUCUAGAGCAUGCAGCUUGAACCUCGGGUCCAAGAUCCAAAUGGUUUGGGAGCGACGGCGUUUCAACUUUUGCCCCAAGUACGAGUUUCGUGAGCAUUUUCCCAUAAAAGCACAUGCUCUUCCUACCUUUGUCGCACUUUUCCACCAAGCUGUAUGCCAUUUUUUUUUGCAUGGCUAGUUAGUGCAUGGUCUGUAGAGCAUGCAGCUUGAACCUCGGGUACAAGAUCCAAACGGUUUGGGAGCGACGGCGUUUCAACUUUUGCCCCAAGUACGAGUUUCGUGAGCAUUUUCUCAUAAAAGCACAUGCUCUUCCUACCUUUGUCGCACUUUUCCACCAAGCUGUAUGCCAUUUGUUUUUGCAUGGCUAGUUAGUGCAUGGUCUGUAGAGCAUGCAGCUUGAACCUCGGGUCCAAGAUCCAAAUGGUUUGGGAGCGACGGCGUUUCAACUUUUGCCCCAAGUACGAGUUUCGUAAGCAUUUUCCCAUAAAAGCACAUGCUCUUCCUACCUUUGUCGCACUUUUCCACCAAGCUGUAUGCCAUUUGUUUUUGCAUGGCUAAUAAGUGCAUGGUCUCUAGAGCAUGCAGCUUGAACCUGUUGUGUGAUGUCAUCAUAUGCUAUCACAUUCUGUCUGCCUCCCAUCCCAUGUUUUCAACUUGCAUGUGUGGUUUGAACGUGUGCAAGAAUUUGUGUGUGAUGUGUUCUGGAGUUUGGGAAUGUGUUUUGUGUUAUUUUGUUUGAGCAGGUUUUUUGUGAUGAUAGAUCUUGAGAAGAUCUUUCCGACGCAACGAGAAUCCCUUCAAUCGGAGCAAGAACGCGAAAGCUAUGAAGAUUCAAAGUUCAUGAGCUUGCGUUACAAUUGCGGCGGUUACAAAGUGAAGUUGUGGGGUGACUUUAUAUGGAGUUGGGACCUUUGGGGGUUGGGGAAAUUUGUCACUCUACUGUAACAGCUGCAAAUUGGUUGGGAACAACCAAGCUAGGUUGGCAAGGGUGGCCAACUUGGAUGGAUUGGUUGGGGAGGGACAAAUGUCAAAGUUGGGGUUCCUAUAGGGAGGGAAUCUUUGUGCUUAUGGGGUUUCCUUGGUUGGGGACUCUCUUGGGACCUUCCCUCUCAUCCCUAUCUUCUAUCCCAACCUUUCUCUUGCUCCUCUAAUUCCUUGUGAGAUUCUUGAACUUUGAUUGAACCUUUUGAGAUUGAGUUAAGUUCUCCUCCUACAGCUUACCCCCUAGUGCGUCGAAAGCCAUAGCGUCGCGAAUACUUCAUCAAUCAACAUGAUUCAAAUUGGGAACGGUAGCUGAGAUUAAGAGCUACAACAUAUCCAAGUUUCGCGACAUUCCAAAGGCUAGUUUUUUGUCGACGUCGUUUCUUGUGAAGACGACUUUUCUGUCCAGAAUUUCGGAUUUAUAUUUUGAGUAAUUCUAGCUCCUAAGUUCACCUAGACUCCGUCCUUAAUCCUAACAGAACCUCGGGUCCAAGAUCCAAAUGGUUUGGGAGCGACGGCGUUUCAACUUUUGCCCCAAGUACGAGUUUCGUGAGCAUUUUCCCAUAAAAGCACAUGCUCUUCCUACCUUUGUCGCACUUUUCCACCAAGCUGUAUGCCAUUUUUUUUUGCAUGGCUAGUUAGUGCAUGGUCUGUAGAGCAUGCAGCUUGAACCUCGGGUACAAGAUCCAAACGGUUUGGGAGCGACGGCGUUUCAACUUUUGCCCCAAGUACGAGUUUCGUGAGCAUUUUCCCAUAAAAGCACAUGCUCUUCCUACCUUUGUCGCACUUUUCCACCAAGCUGUAUCCCAUUUGUUUUUGCAUGGCUAGUUAGUGCAUGGUCUGUAGAGCAUGCAGCUUGAACCUCGGGUCCAAGAUCCAAAUGGUUUGGGAGCGACGGCGUUUCAACUUUUGCCCCAAGUACGAGUUUCGUAAGCAUUUUCCCAUAAAAGCACAUGCUCUUCCUACCUUUGUCGCACUUUUCCACCAAGCUGUAUGCCAUUUGUUUUUGCAUGGCUAAUAAGUGCAUGGUCUCUAGAGCAUGCAGCUUGAACCUCGGGUCCAAGAUCCAAAUGGUUUGGGAGCGACGGCGUUUCAACUUUUGCCCCAAGUACGA
This is a messenger RNA of Closterium sp. NIES-67, 3478 nucleotides long. The record is from the annotation of a GenBank genome assembly. Lineage: Eukaryota; Viridiplantae; Streptophyta; Zygnematophyceae; Desmidiales; Closteriaceae.